Messenger RNA from Perca fluviatilis (European perch), 2338 nucleotides. RefSeq names its product vicilin-like seed storage protein At2g18540. The record is from RefSeq and is a predicted model, not a curated record. The coding region runs from base 883 to 1947 and encodes 354 amino acids. Lineage: Eukaryota; Metazoa; Chordata; Actinopteri; Perciformes; Percidae. The transcript has 4 exons.
AAGAAGCCUAGCUACACUGUUCGCAAAAUCUACUAGAUGUUGUUAAUAUAUGUCAAUGGAUGUUCCUCCAGGAAGCACACACAGUCAAACUCAAACAAGAAAAAGGAAGAAAUAAACAGAAUAAGAACCAUCUCUCAGCUCUUCAUUUCAAACUCUGGAAUAUUUGCCUUAAGUGGUGUUCUGGCUGACAUACCUGAGUGAACCUGUUUCACAAUGCCAGAAAAAUCAUUGAGAAAAUGUUUAGAUCCAUUUUUGGAAUAAAAUUCUUUACAAGACCUCGGUCUUCAGGAGAUAUGGACUCUUCUUCGAAGAAGUCCAAACGAAGGAGUGAGAGACCUUCGUCUCUUGAAGACCUCAACCCUCCCACCAUCUUGAGGGAGCAUGGACGAAGGGGUGAGAGACCUUCGUCUAGUGGAGACACCAACCCUUCUACCAUCAUGAAGGAGCACAGAUAAAGGUGUGAGGGCCCUUUGUCUUGUGCAGAAAACCAGCCCUCUAUCACCAGGCAGCAAGAACGAAGGGAUGUGAGCUCUUUGUUCAUCGUGGGCACCAACCCUUCUACCAUCAUGAAGGAGCGCAGGCAAAGGGGUGAGAGCCCUUUGUCUUGUGCAGAACACAAGCCCUCUACCACCAGGCAGCACGUACAAAGGGGUGACAGCCCUUCCUCUACUCCAAGGCGGCAGCAAGCAUGGAGAGGUGAGAGCCCUUCAUCUACUCCAAAGCGGCAGCAAGCAUGGAGAGGUGAGAGCCCUUCCUCUUCAUCUUCUGAAGACAAGCAGCCUACUACUCGGAGGCGGCAGCAAGCAUGGAGGGGUGAGAGCCCUUCGUCAUCAUCUUCUGAAGAUGACCAGCGUUCUACCUUAAGGCAGCAAGUACGAAGGGAUGUUCAUCGUGGGCACCAACCCUUCUGCCAUCAUGAAGGAGAGCAGGCAAAGGGGUGAGAGCGCUUUGUCUUCCUCUUCUGAAGAGGAUGAGCCUUCUACCACCAGGCAGGCAGUACGAAGGUUUGAGAGCCCUUCCUAUUCAUCCUUUGAAGACAAGCAGCCUACUACUCCAAGGCGGCAGCAAGCAUGGAGAGGUGAGAGUCCUUCGUCGUCAUCUUCUGAAGAUGACCAGCGUUGUACCACCAGGCUGCUAGUACGAAGGGAUGUGAGCUCUUUGUUCAUCGUGGCCACCAAUCCUUCUACCAUCACGAACGAGCGCAGGCAAAGGGGUGAGAGCCCUUUGUCUUGUGCAGAAAACCAGCCCUCUACCACCAGGCAGCAAGUACGAAGGUUUGAGAGCCCUUUGUCGUCAUCUUCUAAAGAUGACCAGCGUUCUACCACCAGGCAGCAAGAACAAAAGGAUGUGAGCUCUUUGUUCUUCGUAGGCACAAACAUGAAGGAGCGCAGGCGAAAGGGUGAGAGCCCUUUGUCUUGUGCAGAAAACAUGCCCUUUACCACCAGUGCAAGAAAGGAGAGGGAGAUCAUUGAAAGAGAAAAGCAGCAUUUGGAGGAGGAGGGUUUAAAAAGAGAAAGAGAGAGGUGUGAAAAGAUGAAGAGAAAGAACCAGGAGAAGGAGAGGAAAACAUUUGGUCUGCGUUCAAGAAUGUACAUUUGGUGGCUCAAUUGCAAGAUAGACAACAUUGCCAGGGACAUCCAAUCAACCUUUGUGGAUGAGCGCUACCGCCUGCGUCAUGAUCCCCUCAGAAAUCCAGAGAAAAUGGCAGAAAAAGAACGGCUGCUUGACCGAAGGAGGGAGCUGGUCAUGUACAAACGCAGACAAGAAUUUAAGGUGGAGAGGGAAGGGAGGAAGCAAAGACUGAAGGUAGAGAGGAAGGAAAUAAAUGCGAAGAAGUUGGAGAAUAUCUCUGAGUUAUGCAGCAACUCAGAAUACCCAGCUAUGUUAAAAUUUCUCUACGGACCAAUGCCAGUCAGGUCACAUAUAUAUAUAUAUCAAUUAAGAUAAAAGUAGAGCAAUCAGAAAAAUGGCACCAAAUAGAGAGAGGUAAUUGAGGGAGACGGCAAAAACUUCAGAUUUGACAAAACAGAAGUAAAGAAAAGUAAAAUAUUCUUUUAAAACAUUAGCAACCACCAUCAAAUAUCCUUGUAACCACAUGAUAACACCCUAGAUGUUGGCUUUAAUUUAGUUAUACAGUCAAAGAGCAUUGUGCAAAUAACAGUGUCCUAACUUAAUGCCACCUGACCCAAUCUAAUUCAUCCUAACCUAGGCUAAUUUAACCAAGGUUAGCCCAACACCUAUCCUAAUUUAGCUUUGGUUAGGCUCUGGCAGAGACCUUAGGGUUAGGGUUAGACCCUAAAGACAGUAGAAAGAAGGAAGGCAACACUAGGGCGACAAA